AUGUCCGAAAAAGAACACAAACAAGAGCUAACCACUCUCAAGGACGACAUUAUGUCAGAAAUUGAUCUCAAACCUUUGCACCCAAAAAAUAAACUUUUGCUUUAUAGUCGUUACCUCCUAUCCAAACUUUCCUGGCAUUUCACUGUAACUACCUUAUCGAAAACCUGGGUCUCUGAAAAUAUGGAUUCUGUGGUGAACAAGUACGUACGUAAAUGGCUUGAAAUACCUAUAUCAGGAACUCUAUCUAACGUCUACCUUACCAGUAACAAGUUUGGUCUAAAUAUCUACCCGCCGUCAAUUAAGUUUGUUCAGUGCCAAACAGUUGCUCGUAACGCCUUAAAGACCUCUCCAAAUCAUUCCAUAAAAGACCUCUGGAAAACAACAACUGAGAGCAAAAACAUUCAGUACGACGUCUACACCUCGACAAAGGAAGUCCUUAAAACUUUUACCUCCGGACAAGAAGACAAACUGCAGAAUCAUCUGAUUUUGCAAGGCUCCUUCUUCUCAAAGUAUAAACGAAAGUAAAUUGCUACUAUGUUCAAUAUAAUUUAUAUAAAGUAAAAAUAAAAUUGGUCCAAGAAUUGAACCCUGUGGGACACCUGUUUUAAUUGUCAUUUCUUCUGACCUAGUUUGAUUGUACUUGACAAUUUGUUUUCUGUCUGUUAAAUAAUUGUCAAACCAUAGUUGAGUAACUCCACGUAUGCCGUAAUGUUCUAAUUUUUGAGCCAGAAUCUUGUGAUUAAUAGUAUCAAAUGCUUUUGACAAAUCGAGGAAUAUACUCAUUGUAUAUUCUCCUUUAUCAAUCGCUUUAGUAAUUCUAUCGGUAAGUUCAAUGACUGCAAGCUCAGUAGAUCUAUUUUCUCUGAAACCAUAUUGGUGUUUGCUUAAUAUUUUACUUUUUUCUAUAAAUUUAAUUAAUCUCCUAUACAUGACUUUUUCCAAUAAUUUUGCAAAACAAGUAAGAACAGAUAUUGGUCUAUAACUUUUCAAUUCAUUUUUUUCAUUUGCUUUAUAAAUUGGAGUAACUAUAGAGCUAUUUUUAAUUUAUCUGGAAUAAAUUAAGUUGAUUCCUCUGUGCAUAUUCGUGUGAACACAAGACAAGCUAUCUUGAAGAACUAUAAUCAUAGACAUAACCUCUUGCCUAAUAAACAAUCAUGGCGGAAGGACGUGCUCUUAAUAGGCUCCAUCAAAAUGUUGCUAAUACAAAUGAAAAUAGUUGUCUGAAUUCCUUUCUUACUAGUGCUAGUUGCACUAAACUGUCUGGCAUGUCUUAUGAUGGAGUACGUUUAAAGUGGACCGGUGAUUUAACAAAUUUAAAACGAAUUGUACGAGAAGUGUGGUGCCUUGAAGGCAAAUGGUCAUCACCUGGGGGCCAGUCGAAGAAGUUUUCUAGCACAAACUCUGACUUAGUAGUCACAUGGCAUAAAGGUAAAGCAAAAUCUGUGCUUUUUAAAGGUAGAGACGGUGUUUUGGUGCGAGAUCGAUGUAUAUUGCUUUGCGAACAAGCAACUCAGUCCAUGCUAAAGCCUCAUUUGCCAGACUCCAAUGAAAUUAAACUGUCGCAGCAAAAUAUUACAAGUGCGUGUAAUUUCCCUAACCUAUCGGACAGAAAUAUGAAUGCCGCCAUCGAUUCCCCUUCCCCGGUUGAAAGUACACAAGGCAGAACUAUCCAUCGUUCAGCUCCCGCUUUUGUCAAUAAUCAUUGCCAGACUGAGCAUAUGGAGCUGAAUAAUAAUAAUUGUGGUUGUGGCUGUGGAAUUCUGGUUGCUGAGUUUGAAGGGAUAAAACUUGAUUUAGUUAUUUUACAAAAGAAAUUUGAGAUUGAAUUUGCGACCGAACGUACCAAUGUAAGCCAACUUAAGCGGGAACUUGCUCAUGAAAAAGAUAAAAACAGUCGUCUCGAGUCGAACUUGACUUUGUUUGUGAGAGAAAGAAAUGCCGAAGUUGAUGAAUUGAAUGAAACAAUAGCCUUACUUAACGACAGAAUCAAAACUAGUGAAGCGAUUAUUGAUCAACUGAGACCUUCUAAUGCAAGCAUAAAUUUGGAAGAAACAUGUACUUUUGAUUCUGCUCAAUCAAAAGAUUAGCUUGUCGGAAAAUAUCCAGUUUGUGUCGACAUUAGUACGCAAACCAAGAAUGACGAUCAAAAAUUAUCCAAUAAUAGGAGAAAAUGUAAGCAACUCGAAAGCGAUUUAACUAUUUUAGUCAUGAUUUGAAUAAUACUAUUGUCUGGCUUGAGAAUAAACUCAAGUCAACUGAAGCGAGUAAUGAAUCUUUAAGUGAAACAAUAAUGCGCAUAAAUUCAGUUAAACUUUUGAAAUCAAAACAAUGCGGAAUUCUUCCAUUCCUGAAUCGGACCAAAGAAUGUGAUCAAAUCAAUAAUGACCGUAUUGAGGUGGAAUCACCAGUACAUGAUAAUACGAAGGAUGUAUGUCUAAAACCGAAUGACAAUAAACCCGAGGAUAGUAAUGAGGAAAACGAAAGGGUUAGUCAGCCUAUGGCAGCUAAUAUACAAGCUAGUCACGAG
Molecule: messenger RNA, 2527 nt
Organism: Paramuricea clavata
Lineage: Eukaryota; Metazoa; Cnidaria; Anthozoa; Malacalcyonacea; Plexauridae
Source: the annotation of a GenBank genome assembly